AUGUCUUCAGAUGCGAUCUCAAAGAGUCGUGUUUCCUCAGAAUUUUCAAACGCGAUCCAAAACGAAAUCAAAAGACUAUCAGGAACCCACUGCUGGGUAUGCCAAUGCAUGGAUCCACAAAUUGCUUAUGUCGUCGGAAAGAAAGAUUGCCAGAAUAGGAGUAACAUGAAUGAACAGGUUGCUCUUUGGGAAAGCGCUGGUCUGAUAACCUUUAGCCUCAAGUCUGUAUCAAAAGAAAUCCCGCUAUGCCGGUCGUGUCAUGGAAACUUCGACGAAGACCACGACCGGGGACUCAUCAUAAUCCCUACAGAUCUCGAUUUUUUAAUCGAAUUUGAGCUUCAAGAUCAACAGCGCCGUAUCGCAGAAGUUGGAUCACGUCGUCAGGUCCCUUCCAGUACUGAUUAUAAAAACAAUGGCGGCCUCUAUAGGCCUAUAUUUCUGAAAGAAUUCCAUGGCCCUGCUUUUCUCCACGCCGCCAUCGAUUACCCAAGGGUCUGGCAUGGGCCUCCUGUGGCCAUGCUCCGACGAGCCAUGAUCGCUCUGGGCAGUAGGCGGAUCGCAAUUCUCGAUGAAGCCACCGUCAGUAGGCUCUCUACACUGAGAGAUCUUUACUUUCGAGAAAAAAACAAUCAACGGUUCCAACAAGUCACACCCAGGCCUUCUAUGAAGAGUGGGUUUUAG
This is a messenger RNA of Penicillium taxi, 681 nucleotides long. RefSeq lists its product as uncharacterized. NCBI's taxonomy places the organism in Eukaryota, Fungi, Ascomycota, Eurotiomycetes, Eurotiales, Aspergillaceae. The record is from RefSeq and is a predicted model, not a curated record. The transcript is spliced from 2 exons. Bases 1 to 681 code for a protein of 226 amino acids.